GCAAUGAAAAACUACUUUGAAAGUUAAGUUUAAUCAAUAAUAAAAAAAAUUCUUGUCAUUCUGUCAGCUAAAAAAAGUAAUAGAAUAAAUAUUGACGCUUUAUGAAUAUUUAAAAAACAUUGUAAGGUAAGUGAUGAAUCCAAUAUAUUAGAGUAGUGUAUUGAGUUGAUGCAGUCAAAGUGACGCAACGGAUGAUCUCAUAAAACUUUUAAAAAAUUAAUUCAAUGAAUAGACCGCUCGGAAUUCUAUCUAACACUCAGUUCUAUGACUUGCCUGGAUUUAGAAUAGAGUGAAAGAAAUUUGAAACUGUUGAGAUUAAAAUUUAUUUAAAUUAUUUACGCUUAUUUCAAUUUAAUCAUUACAUUUUUAUUUAUUUUUUUACGCGAAUUAAGUCUGAAGUUCAUGCAACUAUCUUUUUAUCCUAAUUUUUAUAUCUAGAUCUAUACUUACAUCGUUUUGACUUUAUGCGUCAGUGAUUGAUAAGUUAUCUUAUAUUAUGCCUUCAGGGCUUAUUAAAUGAUACAGUUUCUGUUGUGAACAUAAAUUUCUGUCGGUGAAAUGAACUUUAAAAUGCAUAGUUAUGAUUCCAAAAUAAAUAAAUUGAGUGAAUUUGUAUUCUUCUUCACAACAAUGCAGCUCACGAUAUAAAUUGAGGUAAAUGUACUGCUUACCGUGCGUUUAUAAAUAAAUACUCCUGGUAACGUGGAAUGAGAGUGAAUUAAACUGCUCUAAUAUGCUGAAGCGUAAAAUAAAUUUACUAUUGAUUAUUUGGUCACUUACUAAUAUUAUUUUAUGCGGCGAGUUAACUAAAAUUUCGCAACAACCAUCCAACGUCCUUGAAGAUUUCUUCGGGUAUCGUCAUAUUUCUAUUAUUCACUUCACUAUUCCGGAAAAUGUUAUCAAAGCUAUCUUCAAGUUCACUGCUAAAGAAGCUAAGACUGGAGGAUUGGGUAAUUGUUCGCCGCGAGAUGUUUCAAUUUACUUGAAGUCCGGAAGUAUUCCAUUAGUUCAUCCGGACGGGUCUAAAAUUAGUGCAGAGUUGUUGAAAAACCGAAGAUCAUUUUAUGAGCUUAAUUUGACAAGCGCUGGCGAUCAAUAUGAAAUUUCUGCAACGUCCCCGGCUUCGGGUGACUGGUAUGCUAUUGCAUUUAGAUCGUGGACCGAUCCUGACUCUGAAAAAAUUACUCAACAAGGCAUUGGAACAGCAUGCGAUACAGUUCUGGAUGCCGAAUUAUUUGUAGAACGAGUUGAGCAAUCGUUAUUUGCAAAGAAAAACGAUGACAAUACAGUAACAUUAAAUGAUAAUUCAUUGGAUACUGCUAUAAUUCAAUUUUUUGUACCUGAAGAUCAACAAAUAGUAAAUAUUUCGUUGAUUUCAUCAUGUGAAGAGUGUAAAGUCGCUGCUAAUGUUAUCACGAAGGAAACUUUAACCAGUGCAUUGAUUAAUCAGUCUGAAACGACUCUAGUUUUUAAGCCUUAUGUUAAUUCUUUACAUUACUUGACUCUUUGUCUUCUGUCGGGUAAUGCAACUAACAUUUCAAUCGCAUUACCACUGGACGACUUAUCACUAAGCGACAAUGCUUAUGACAUCAACGAUGACGUUGUGGCUGUGAAUAAAGUACUACUGACAAGGAAAUCUCUUCCAGACUUUUUUUUAUUUGAUUAUGAGCAUUUAUUAGGUAAUUCUAGUAAACCUUCACCCGUUAAUAUUACGGUUGACAAGCUAACAGUAUUAAGUUACCAAGUAGCACCAGUUUAUGAUGUCGGCGGUACUGUUUCUAUUGGUAUUAAAUUAGUUAAGAAAACCAACAAUAUUGUUGUAGUCGGAUGCAUUUCUCUAGGAUAUUAUGCAGGAAUCACGGCAGGCGGAGGAUGUAUAAGACAAAAUUCAAUAACAGCCGCCGAUUUGUGGUCAAAUAACACAAAACCAACAAUUAUUCACAUUCCAUAUCCAGAACCCGGCACUUGGCAUCUAAGUAUGAAAGCUUUUUACCUAGAACCUAAGUGCAAUUGUUCUGAAGAAUGUCGUACAACUGGCUGUAGAUUAUGCAGCUGCAUGAAUGAAACGACGACGAAAGUAGAAACCAAUAUAGCUUCAUCACCGUGCAUCGAGGGACACUGCAAUUCAAAUGGUCGAUGUCUUCAUUACAUGAACGGUGGAUCUGUAUUCUCAGCAUGUUAUUGCAAUGGUGGAUACCGCGGAUUCGACUGCGCGGAUGACACUUACGUUCUAACUGGUGGAAGUAUUCUCGUGCGCUUAUUGCUUCUCACAUUGAGUAAUUUAGCAUUUUUAGCAUCAAGUUAUGUAGCGUUCUGCCGAGAAUACUACACGGAAGCUGUCGUCUACGUCUCGGUGAUGUUCUUCUCAACAUUUUAUCACGCUUGCGAAGCCGGGGAAAAUAUUAUGAGUUUCUGUAUCACGAAGCUCAGCGUACUGCAGUUCUGCGACUUUUACAACGCUCUUUUGUCAAUCUGGGUGACUCUGGUAGCAAUGGCGUCAUUUGGACCAAGGCUCACGGCUUUCUGUCAAAUUAGUGGAGCUAUUAUCCUUGCUCUGGGUGCUGAGUUAGAUCGUACAGCUCUCUGGGUCUUUCUGCUGCCUGCUAUCACUGGCUCCAUUUUAAUCGGAGUAUCUUGGGGCUUACGUUGUCGAAGACAACGAAACUUUGGAUACCCCGCAUCAAGAUAUCGCAAUGUUUAUCUUCCAACUGGACUUGGUCUCGUUUCUGUCGGCUUAAUUUGCUACGCAUUUCUUCAAACGCGUCGGAAUUACCAUAUUAUUCACAGUUUUUGGCAUGUUUGCAUCGCAUUGAGUGUGGUUUUACUUCUUCCUAAGCGUAAACAUAUGAAAUAGUAUCGGAGAUCGCUGGACAACGAUUAUGAGUCUUGCGAUGAAGCUAUUCGUGCAUUCUCAUCGCCCGUUGUCAGCGAUUUUGAUCAAGAAUGUGAUCUGAGUGAUUCGUUUUUGCAAGCAUUGGAUGAAUAAGUGUGAUGAACACUCUUAUAUAAAUAUAAAUAAUUGUGAUUUGAAAUGAUAAAUAAAUUACACAAACUUUAUUGUGAUCUAAUAAGUAUAUUUUACACUUUUGUGUGCUGAUGUUAAAUAUCUAUAUAUUUGUAUAGAAUGCACUUAAUGCACAAAGUAUAAGAUAAAAAAUAUUACAUAGAUAUAUAUUGUGACUAUUAUCUUCCAUAUGAAUAU
Molecule: messenger RNA, 3202 nt
Organism: Cotesia glomerata
Lineage: Eukaryota; Metazoa; Arthropoda; Insecta; Hymenoptera; Braconidae
Product: transmembrane protein 8B
Exons: 5
Coding region: 734-2854 (706 amino acids)
Cellular component (GO): plasma membrane
Source: RefSeq, a predicted model, not a curated record